Triticum turgidum subsp. durum (durum wheat) is the source of this 2781-nucleotide messenger RNA. Lineage: Eukaryota; Viridiplantae; Streptophyta; Magnoliopsida; Poales; Poaceae. The record is from the annotation of a GenBank genome assembly.
AUGGAGAUAGCUUUUCUCACGCUGUUGGUUCUCUCUCUGCUCCUGUUCCCCAGUGGAAUCUGCAAGAGUUUGGCUGCAGGGCCUCCUGUUGUGAAUAUUGGCUCUAUUCUUCAAUUUAACUCCACCACUGGAGGUGUUGCGGAGGUUGCCAUCCGUUCAGCCUUGGAAGAUAUCAACUCUGAUCCAAUAGUUCUAAAUGGAACUACACUAAAGGUUAAAAUAAAAGAUACAAAUUGCUUUGAUGGUUUCCUUGGCAUGGCUCAAGGUUUGCAGUUCAUGGAGACUGAUGUUAUUGCAAUCGUUGGCCCUCAGUGCUCCACAAUUUCUCAUAUAAUUUCAUAUGUUGCAAAUGAGCUCCGAGUCCCUUUGAUGUCCUUUGCUUCUGAUGCAACUCUUUCAACGAUACAGUUCCCAUUCUUUGUCAGAACUGGUUCCAGUGAUCUCUAUCAAAUGGCGGCUGUGGCAGCACUUGUUGAUUAUAACCACUGGAAGAUAGUGACUGCCAUAUACAUUGAUAAUGAUUAUGGUAGAAAUGGAAUUAUUGCUUUGGAUGAUGCACUCACUAUAAAGCGUUGCAAAAUCUCAUACAAGGUGAGUUUUCCUUCCAAUGCUAAAAGGAGUGAGCUCAUAAAUUUGUUGGUUAGUGUCAGUUAUAUGGAGUCUCGUGUUAUCAUUCUCCAUACUGGAGCUGAACAUGGACUCAAGUUUUUCUCCAUGGCAAACCAACUGAACAUGAUGGGCAACGGCUAUGUGUGGAUUGCAACUGACUGGCUGUCUGCGUAUCUUGAUGCUAAUUCAUCAGUUCCUGCUGAGACUAUAUCUGGCAUGCAAGGUGUUCUUACUUUACGGCCACAUAUCCCCAACUCAAGGAUGAAGAGUAAUUUGAUCUCCAAGUGGAGCAGGCAAAGUCAUAAGUACAACCAUAGUGAUCUUCGUGUAAAUACUUAUGGUUUUUAUGUUUAUGAUAGUGUCUGGGCACUAGCUCGGGCUCUUGAUGCCUUCUUUGGUGAUGGUGGUAGGAUUUCCUUUUCAAAUGACUCGAGGUUGCGCGAUGAAGCUGGGGAAACUCUUCACCUUGAAGCAAUGAGCAUUUUUGACAUGGGAAAUAAAUUAUUGGAGAAUAUUAGAAAGGUAAACUUCACUGGGGCAUCUGGGCAAGUGCAAUUCGAUGCUUCAGGUGACCUCAUUCAUCCUGCAUAUGAUAUCAUAAACCUCAUCGGAAAUGGCAUGCGGACCAUUGGUUUUUGGUCAAAUUAUUCUGGCUUACUGUCGACCAUCUCUCCAGAGGCUCUAUAUUCAAAGCCUCCUAAUACUUCUCUAGCCAAUCAGCAUCUCUAUGAUGUUAUUUGGCCUGGGGAGACUGCACAGAGGCCUCGAGGAUGGGUUUUUCCUUCAAAUGCCAAGGAGUUAAAAAUUGGUGUUCCCAACAGAUUUAGCUUCAAAGAGUUCGUCACGGAAGACAAUGCUACUGGGUCAAUUAAUGGUUAUUGCAUCGAUGUCUUUACUCAGGCAUUGUCCUUGCUUCCUUAUCCUGUUAGCUACAAGUUCAUACCUUUUGGGAGUGGUACUGAAAAUCCUAGUUAUGACAAACUCAUACAGAUGGUUGAAUCAAAUGAGUUUGAUGCAGCUAUAGGGGAUAUCGCAAUUACAAUGAGCCGGACAGUCGCUAUAGAUUUCACCCAGCCAUUCAUUGAAACAGGCUUGGUUAUCUUGGCUCCAGUUAAAAAGCAUAUAAAAACAUCCUGGGCAUUCUUGCAGCCAUUUACUUUGGAGAUGUGGUGUGUUACAGGGUUGUUCUUUCUUAUUGUGGGUGUGGUUGUUUGGGUUCUUGAACAUCGAAUCAAUGAGGAUUUCCGGGGUCCACCAAGUCAACAAAUAAUAACUAUUUUCUGGUUCAGCUUUUCGACUUUGUUCUUCUCCCAAAGAGAAAAUACUAGGAGUACCUUAGGGCGUGGUGUCCUGAUCAUAUGGCUAUUUGUUGUUUUGAUCAUUGUAUCCAGCUAUACUGCUAGUCUUACUUCCAUCCUGACCGUGCAACAACUUGAUACUUCUAUAAAAGGAAUCGAUGACCUGAAAAGUAGUGAUGAUCCUGUUGGUUUCCAAGUUGGUUCGUUUGCACAAGACUACAUGGUUAAUGAACUGAACAUCUCACGGUCAAGGCUACGAGCUCUUGGUUCCCCGCAAGAAUACGCUGAUGCCCUGCAGCUAGGCCCUAAGAAAGGAGGUGUUAUGGCUAUUGUCGACGAGCGACCCUAUGUUGAGCUGUUUUUGUCAACUUACUGCAAGAUUGCGGUAGCUGGCUCAGAUUUCACCAGCAGAGGAUGGGGCUUUGCAUUUCCAAGGGACUCCCCUUUGCAAGUAGACCUGUCCACCGCAAUCCUGUCAUUGUCAGAGAAUGGGGAGCUGCAGCGGAUCCGUGACAAGUGGGUCAAGACAGGCGAUUGCACAACUGACAACAGCGAGUUUGUUGACUCGGACCAGCUCCGCCUCGAGAGCUUCUUUGGCCUGUUCCUAAUCUGUGGUGUGGCAUGUGUCCUCGCGCUGCUCAUCUACUUUGGUAUCAUGCUACGCAAAUACCUCAAACAUCAUCCGAGGAGGAGCCUUAGAAGAUUCAUCUCCUUCGUCCAUAAGAAGGAGCCACCGAAGAACAUGGAGAGGCGAUCCAUGAGCCUGCUUAGAAGCUCGACACCAACAACGCCGAUGAGCAGCCUUACUGCCCUUGACAUAGAAAGGCCGGCCAGGCCAGUUAGAAAUGACAGCGCUAUUGACAUGGAAAGCUAG